CGAGUGGCUGGUCUCAGACGAUCUUGGAGGUGAACAUGCUGGAUGUGGAGGUCCUGGGCUGGUGUGGUCACAUGUGGUCUGCGGUUGUGAGGCCGGUUGGAUGUACUGCCAAAUUCUCUGAAACGCCUUAUGCACCUACAAAACACCAACGUUUCUGUUGACUGGAGUACAUUCAUUUCGCUUCUUCUCCAACAAACACAAACAAGUCUACAGAAGCAGGCAGGAUGUCUGUGACCAUGGCCAAGGCUGAUGGGGUCACUGUGUUCACUUUGACCACUGAUCCCCAAAGUUCUUGUCCUCCACUGUGCCAAAUCCUGAAGGGCCUUUGUUACAGUCCUGUGUGCUUCUCCGUGUCUCAGCACUUGAAGAGAGUCCAGAAAAGUUCUCAGUCUGUACUCGGGGCUCUGCAUAUUAUGGUUGGGUUGCUCAACAUUGGCCUCGGAGCAAUCCUCUUUAGUGGUGAUGGUAUCUCUUGGAGGAUGAGGGAUAUCGGAUUUCCUUUUUGGUUAGGAGCACUGAUUAUAUUAUUCGGUGCCAUGAGCAUUUUGUCCGAGAAGUGCCCAAGUCCAUGUCUGGUCAUCCUCAGUGUGAUUCUCAAUCUAGCAGGAGUUGCUUUUGCCCUUACAGCCAUCGUACUCUACACCAUAGAAAUAACCUUAAUUAGUUUUUGGCAACCAUGUCCAUCUUAUGAUUACUCUGAUUACUAUUCACGAUACAAUACUCCAUCUCCUCAUGAGGACAUCAUGAGAGAGAAAUGCUUACAGGGCCACGCACUGAUUCAGAUGCUUCUUAGAGGCAUCACUGCUGUGCUGAUUGUCCUGUCGGUCCUGGAGCUUUCCGUCAGCAUGGGCUCUGUUGUGUUGGGGAUCAAGGCUCUGAGCAGCAGAGAGAAGAAAGAAAACAAGAGCACUGAUGACCCAGAACCCUUCAAACCUCUGUUGGAGGACGUCACCAAUAACCUUAUGGUGACAGUCUAAAUGAAAAUGAUGCUUUAUUAUCAUCUGUUACUAUAAUCCUGUGAAUGUACACCACUGACCUUUUGUUCUGUAAAGUCCAUGAUUUACAUAAAGUAUCUGGUCGGUCAAACUUUUGGUCUUUUUCUACGUGGGUUGCUUAAAAAGAGUUGUGCUCAUAUUUUAGGUAAUGAUCUACACUAAACUCUAUAUGCUGCUGUCCAUUUUAUUCUCUGUUGAUGUUUAUUUGUUUUAAUAUAUUCGGUUCAUUGUACCUUUCUAUUGAGUAAUGUGCCUUUACAGUCAGUGUGUUGUUACAUUUGGGUAAAAGGGAGGUUCAUACACGUGUUUGUGGCACUAAUGGAUUGUAUUUUUACUUGCUAUGGUACAAUAUUAAAGCAAUAAAAGCAUUUGAUUUGCUAUGAAA
This is a messenger RNA of Larimichthys crocea (large yellow croaker), 1380 nucleotides long. RefSeq names its product membrane-spanning 4-domains subfamily A member 8-like. The record is from RefSeq and is a predicted model, not a curated record. NCBI's taxonomy places the organism in Eukaryota, Metazoa, Chordata, Actinopteri, Sciaenidae. Gene Ontology annotation, cellular component: membrane. The coding region runs from base 225 to 977 and encodes 250 amino acids. The transcript has 8 exons.